Messenger RNA from Populus nigra (black poplar), 802 nucleotides. RefSeq lists its product as uncharacterized. The annotation marks the transcript as partial. The transcript has a single exon. The record is from RefSeq and is a predicted model, not a curated record. NCBI's taxonomy places the organism in Eukaryota, Viridiplantae, Streptophyta, Magnoliopsida, Malpighiales, Salicaceae.
CUCCAGUUAUUUACCACUUUCAUCUCACAACUUCAGCUUCCUUGCCCCAAGUAUAAACAAAAACCCCAGCUAUCGUCCAUCUCUCUUCUCUUCUGUGCAAUCAAAGCUCUCCAAUUAGUGAACAUGGACGGGUACGGGUACGGGUCGGGUCAAAGGGGUGACAGAAGGCUGGAGAUUGUGAGCGGGAAGGGUUUUGGGUUUGGCAAUAGCAACCAGAUCUUCGCGACUCGGCCACACUCACCCAAUGUGGCAUCGAUGCCGCCUCGGCGGAGUCUGAGCAGUUCGUCAAAGCCCUGGGGGGGGUUGACUGAUCCUGAGAUGAAAAGAAAGAAACGGAUUGCCAAGUACAAGGUUUACACGGUGGAAGGUAAAGUCAAGGCUUCUUUGAGGAGAGGGAUCUGCUGGAUCAAGAACAAGUGCUCUAAGAUCAUACAUGGAUACUAGUUGGAAAUACCGGCGGCUCUGAUUCUUACACGUCGGAUGCACUGUCAUGUCUUGUGGUUCCUGUUGGUGAUGUGGCGGGCAGCAUUGUUGCUGGAAAUUGGUAAGCACUGGCAUCGAUUUUUUCUAAACCUUAAACGCUGGAUCUCUGGGUGUUUUUGGUGGGUCAAAUAUUUACGGGAUUCUUUAAGUUGGGAGAUUUUCAUAGAUAAUAGACUUGAUUGCUGUUUUCUUCUUCUUCUUCUUUUUGUAUGUAUGCAAUGGCAUAGAUUGCUGCUUUUUGUUGAUCACAACUGUUCUACGUUUUUAUUUGUAAUUUCGAUCAAAGAUUAAUACGAAAUCUUGCAAAGCUCCUGAACCA